GGCACCGACCGUAGCCCGGAAAGAACCUCACACCCUACGGGGCUCUCGGGACCGAGUAGACAGAACCACCGCCACGAGAGUUGGGGGAACCACGGACUGGCCCAUUGCCGCCUUGCGUCGGGGCGGACGACCCACUAUGAGAAGGGGAGAGCCUCACGGAUCCUACAAAGCAUGGACCUGCGGACGAUGACACAGUCGCUGGUGACUCUGGCAGAGGAUAACAUGGCCUUCUUCUCAAGCCAGGGCCCCGGGGAGACUGCCCGGCGGCUUUCCAACGUCUUUGCAGGUGUGCGGGAGCAGGCGCUGGGGCUGGAGCCAGCCCUGGGCAGCCUGCUCAGUGUGGCACACCUCUUUGACCUGGACCCAGAGACGCCGGCCAAUGGGUACCGCAGCCUGGUGCACACGGCCCGCUGCUGCCUAGCACACCUGCUACACAAGUCCCGCUACGUGGCUUCCAACCGCCGCAGCAUCUUCUUCCGCACCAGCCACAACCUGGCCGAACUGGAGGCCUACCUGGCUGCCCUCACCCAGCUCCGAGCUCUGGCCUACUAUGCCCAGCGUCUACUGGCUACCAACCGGCCAGGGGGACUCUUCUUUGAGGGUGAUGAGGGACUCACCGCUGACUUCUUGCGCGAGUAUGUCACACUGCAUAAAGGCUGUUUCUAUGGCCGCUGCUUGGGCUUCCAGUUCACACCUUCCAUUCGGCCAUUCCUGCAGACCAUCUCCAUUGGGCUGGUGUCCUUCGGGGAACACUACAAACGUAAUGAGAGUGGUCUCGGUGUGACAGCCAGCUCCCUUUUCACCAGUGGCCGCUUUGCCAUUGACCCAGAGCUGCGUGGGGCCGAGUUUGAGCGGAUCACACAGAACCUGGAUGUGCACUUCUGGAAAGCCUUCUGGAAUAUCACUGAGAUCGAGGUGCUGUCGUCUCUGGCCAACAUGGCAUCAGCCACCGUGAGGGUAAGCCGCCUGAUCAGCCUGCCGCCUGAGGCCUUUGAGAUGCCACUGACCUCUGACCCCAAGCUCACAGUCACCAUCUCACCUCCUUUGGCCCACACAGGCCCUGGGCCUGUCCUCAUCAGGCUCAUCUCCUAUGACCUUCGGGAAGGACAGGACAGUGAGGAGCUCAACAGCAUGAUGAAGUCUGAGGGCCCUCGGAUCCUGGAGCUUCGGCCUCGGCCCCAGCAGACAUCGCGCUCAAGGUCCUUGGUAGUGCACUUCCACGGUGGUGGCUUCGUGGCCCAGACCUCCAAAUCGCAUGAGCCCUACCUCAAGAGCUGGGCUCAGGAGCUGGGUGCUCCCAUUAUCUCCAUCGACUACUCCCUGGCCCCCGAGGCCCCCUUCCCCCGUGCGCUGGAGGAGUGCUUCUUUGCCUACUGCUGGGCUGUCAAGCACUGUGCCCUCCUCGGCUCUACAGGGGAGCGGAUAUGCCUUGCAGGAGACAGUGCAGGUGGGAAUCUCUGCUUUACUGUGGCCCUACGAGCAGCAGCCUAUGGAGUACGGGUGCCAGAUGGCAUCAUGGCAGCCUACCCAGCCACAAUGCUGCAAUCCGCUGCCUCUCCCUCCCGCCUUCUGAGCCUCAUGGACCCACUGCUGCCCCUCAGUGUGCUCUCCAAGUGUGUCAGUGCCUAUGCAGGUGCAGAGACAGAGGAACACCCCAACUCAGAUGAGAAGGCACUGGGCAUGAUGGGACUGGUGCGACGGGACACAUCCCUGCUCCUCAGAGACCUCCGCCUGGGYGCCUCCUCAUGGCUCAAUUCCUUCCUGGAGUUUAGUGGGCAAAAGUCCCAGAAGACCUCAGCGCCCACAGUAGAGGAAGAAAAUGAGGCUCCCAGAGAGUCAAUGCGACGCAGUGUGUCAGAGGCUGCCCUGGCCCAGCCUGAGGGCCCAGUGGGCACAGACUCCCUCAAGAUUCUAACACUGAAGGACUUGAACCUGAAGAGCAGCUCUGAGACAUCAGAGACCCCUGAGAUGUCGCUGUCUGUGGAGACACUGGGCCCCUCCACACCCUCUGAUGUUAACUUCUUUCUGCGGCCUGAGGAUGCCAGAGAAGAGGCAGAGGCCAAAGAAGGGCUAAGCGCCAAGGACGGUAGCUCCCGGGUGAGCAAUGCCUUCCCCGAGGGUUUCCUCCCACGGCGCACAAGCCAGGGUGCCACCCAAAUGCCCCUUUACUCAUCACCCAUUGUCAAGAACCCCUUCAUGUCGCCUCUGCUGGCACCUGACAAUAUGCUGAAGACCCUGCCACCUGUGCACAUCGUGGCGUGCGCCCUGGACCCCAUGCUGGACGACUCGGUCAUGUUCGCGAGGCGACUGCGCGCCCUGGGCCAGCCCGUGACGCUGCGUGUGGUGGAAGACCUGCCGCACGGCUUCCUGAGCCUGGCUUCGCUGUGCCGCGAGACGCGACAGGCCGCGGAGCUGUGCGUGGAGCGCAUCCGCCUCAUCCUCACUCCACCAGCCGCCGCCGCAGCCGCCGCGCCGCCGCCACUCUGAGCCCGACCAGGCCGCGCGGGGAGAUGGGGCUGCGGGACGACACUAAAGACCUUGUUCCCACCUGCACCGGCCUCCGUGGUGAAUGCGGUGAAUGCGCUCAGGGACCAGCCUAGGGGGCCCUUGCGGGGCUCCAGACUCUUCCGGCCCCAGGCCGGGUGGGCGGGGGUGGGCUGUGCCUUAAGACGGGGACCACAGGGGCGGGGCAGGAGCCGGAAGCUGAGACUCGGCCAGGGGAGGGGCGCACACACACUGGUCACUGACACAGCUGGA
Urocitellus parryii (Arctic ground squirrel) is the source of this 2757-nucleotide messenger RNA. RefSeq names its product lipase E, hormone sensitive type (gene Lipe). Gene Ontology annotation, biological process: triglyceride catabolic process; cholesterol metabolic process. The record is from RefSeq and is a predicted model, not a curated record. Lineage: Eukaryota; Metazoa; Chordata; Mammalia; Rodentia; Sciuridae. Gene Ontology annotation, cellular component: cytosol. Gene Ontology annotation, molecular function: sterol ester esterase activity; triacylglycerol lipase activity.